UUUCAGGUGAAAAGGAGCUUAUCUCUCUCUCCCCCUCCUCUCUCGCUCUCUCAUGAAUUUCAUCGAAAACAUGGCGGUCUACUCUCAGAAGCUCCUUUUCUCGCCCUUCUUGUUCAGACCUGCCAAACCUAAACCUUCCCUCCUCUCGAUCAUCGACCCGAUCUCGCCCGCUAGGAGUUUCUUCUGCUCCUCUGCUCAAAUUCUUUCUCCAGCUCCUCCAUCGAGCUAUGAGGAACCGAAUCCGGGCUCAACCAAGUGGCAGCCUUUUCGGAAGAAGAAGGUCGUCAUGCGGGUCGGGUACGUCGGGUCCGACUACAGAGGCCUCCAAAUGCAGCGGGAUGAGCACUCACUGUCCAGUGAGUUCCUCUCUGCUACGGAGUUAUGAAUGUCUUGCUAUUGAAGAAGAGUUGGAAAAUGCCAUAUAUAAUGCCGGAGGAAUACUUGAAAGUAACUUCGGAAAUCUGAACAAGAUCGCAUGGGGACGGAGUAGUCGCACUGAUAAAGGAGUUCAUUCUCUUGCUACUACAAUAACAUUGAAGAUGGAGAUUCCGGAGUUUGCAUGGAGGGAAGACCCUUAUGGCAUUCACCUGGCCGAUCAUAUCAACUCUCAUCUUCCUAACAACAUCAAAGUGUUUAGCAUCCUACCCUCGAAAAGUUGGAGUUGCCAAGUGUACAAGCAUAUUGCUGGUAUCUGUGUGCCAUUUCCUCUAUUUUAUCCCGUCCUAAUAGUUACAUGCAUUGGACCUAUUAGGAGUUUUGAUCCAAGACGGGAGUGUAGCAUCAGGAAGUAUUCUUACCUUCUUCCUGCUGAAAUUAUUGGGAUCAAAGAUAUGCAUAGCACGGUGGAAGUUGAUCAUCACAUAUCAGACUUCAAUAACAUACUGAACACUUUUGAGGGGGACCAUCCUUUCCAUAACUAUACAGUACGCUCCAAGUACAGGAGAAAGUUCUCCAUGCAAAAAUCUAGGAAAGAUCGUCGUUCAACCAUAAAAGCAAAACCUGCUAAUACAGCAUCAAUCUCUGAACUGGAAGAAAUUGAUGAAGAUCAAAAUUCUUCUUUGUACAAUGAUUCGGCUGAAAUAGACCAGGAGGGAAUCGGUGAAAAUUCCAUGGUGGGUGGCCUUGAUGAGAAUAUUAUUGACACUUGCCAUGAUUAUGGAAAUAGUCAAAAGGAUCUCAGUUCUGAUAUGACUGUUCGUGCAAGAUGGUUAUAUGAACCCGACGAGAAAGACCGAGUCAGUUCCUCCCACUUCAGAAAGAUCUUACGAUGCUCCAGUGGGAAACCUCAGAAACUACUGGGGUUAGAAUAUGUGGAGAUCUCUGUGUGGGGAGAGUCCUUCAUGUUACAUCAAAUCCGCAAAAUGGUUGGGACUGCUAUAGCCGUAAAGCGUGACAUAUUCCCAAAGGAUAUUCUUGCACUCUCAUUGGCUAAACAUUCACGAAUUGUACUGCCACUCGCCCCAUCAGAGGUUUUGAUUCUCAGGGGGAAUAAUUACCAACUUAGCAAGCAGCCUGGUGAAGUGACGAGGCCAGAAAUGCUUGCACAGGCUGAAUCAGAAGUGAUUCUCAGUAAUGUGGAGAAGUUCUAUCAGUCCACUGUGUUGCCUCAGAUUGCUCGAUUCUUGGCCCCUUCGAGGCCUCCAUGGAGGGAAUGGACUGAGAAAUUGGAGCUCUCGAGAAUUCCUGAAUCGCAGCUUGAUGAAGUCAGAGAUGGUUUGAGGACAUGGCAGGAAAAGCUUGCGAGUCGGAAAGGAGCUGAGCUGGUAUCUAACCAAUAGGGAACAGGCAGUGAUUCGCAGCAAAUUGUGUAUAGUUCAUCCCCUUUACACAUCAACAGCUUCGUGGUGAUCGGGUUGCGUCAUUUUCAAUUGCCCGAUAAGUAUUAUGCAAAUCGAAGCUCUCACAUUUUUCUCGGGAUUAAUUCUUACUCAAAUGGAUUGUAUGUAGUUAUUCAUUGGCUAGGUAUCAUAGUUAAAUGAAUUUCUCCUGUAGCACUGCACAAAUCGAGUUAGCCUACUGGCCACAUUUUCGCGUCGGCUUAGAAAGGCUUUGCAGCAAGAUACGAGGUUAAGUGGUUGCUUUAUUCUGCGAUGUAAUAUCGACUUUCCUUUCCCCCUCAAAUAUUAUGGUUCUGUGUUAGCUUGGAUGGGAAAUAGUUUCAAGUAUAUAUCAAGCAUUUGUACUCUA
Molecule: messenger RNA, 2187 nt
Organism: Punica granatum (pomegranate)
Lineage: Eukaryota; Viridiplantae; Streptophyta; Magnoliopsida; Myrtales; Lythraceae
Source: RefSeq, a predicted model, not a curated record